GGACACGGGUUUUAAAAGCCGAAAAAUCGUCAAAAAGUUGAUUUUUUGGAAAUGGCAGUUUUGCUAUUUCCAUCCAAUAUUCUACCAUUUCGCCAAGUUUUAUGCAGUUUGAAACGAUAUCUUAGCCGUAAUAUCAAUUUUAGCACCAGUGCCAGCUAAAUAUGAGCCAAGAAUUUGGUAAAUAAAGCGCCUUUUCCGUGACACGCGACGGCCGUCAUAUUUGUCCGACAGCCGCGAAUCAUAUAUCGUUUGAAAGCGCAGCCUCUCGUCUUGAUUUUCGCGCCAUUUUCGGCUCCGAGCGCGCGUUGGCUGUGAAGAUAUCCCGAUUCAAAAAGAAGUCCCAACACGCGCAGUAAUUGGCCAGUUACGGCACGUGACCCGCAGCGGGUCACGCCAUUGGCCUGACAGGCAUCGUCUGCAUCACUCCGCGGCGACUGUGCGCACACCGUACGCGUCAACUGGUUUUCGCACGUGAGCAACGAUGUCGACGCCGUCGCCGAAGUUCGCUACGAAGUACAAAUUCGGAACAAAAAGGAAGAGGAAGACUCCGUACAACUUCCAGAAAUGCGCUGCUGUGCCACCACCAGUUCCUGACCAUGCGGAGAACGGCGUGCUUCCCGAGUCGAGCGGCGCCGAUGCGGGCGUGUUAGGCCUAGUCCCCCAAAGCGCUCUUGACAACCGCCGCGGGUCUUCGUCGUCGUUUCGGCACGACACUGCAAUGUUGCAGCCAGAAGAUUUGCGGCGUAUAGAGAGUGAAGCUCAAGAAAAACUUAAUGUACUUGCUUCAACUCCUGCUACUGCCCGAAAAUCUGACUUUUUGGAUCGUGAUGACGCUGCCACACAAGCUAGCAACGAUCUCGCUACAAGUUUUUUCAUCGCUAGUUACGACUCGAUGAACGCGCUGCUGGCGUCUACCAGUUGCAAGUGUACAAUUUGUGGUGGUAACCUCACGGUGCGAAAAGGUGAGCGGGAUUUUGGCCUUGCUGUGAAGUUUGUUGCCGAAUGUGCGAUCUGCGGCGAUAAUGUGCAGGGAUGGAGCUCGCCGCGCGUGAGCGGCAAAGCAAAGCUCAGGCCUUUUGUCAUAAACAUCCUUGCGGAGCGUGCAAUGCAGAGCACCGGAAACGGGCAAACCGCAAUGAACGACAUUUUUGCGGCGAUGAACAUUUCGGAGAGAGGAAUGCACAAUAAAACAUGGCAGGGACACUUGAAAACGAAACUCGUCCCCGCGGCAACCGAUGGGGCAGAAAAGUUGAUGGGGACAUGUGCACAAUUAGUGCGCGAUUUGUACCGUGACCUAAAUAUAAACAGCCCGGACAACAUCGCUAUAUCGUUCGAUGGCACAUGGAUGACGCGCGGCCACUCGUCUCAUAUCGGCGUCGGCACCGUAAUUGAGCUCUACACAGGAUUUGUGCUCGAUUAUGUAGUGCUCAGCAAUUUCUGUGCUGGGUGCGCACGGGCACCAAAAGAAGUUGACCCUGCCUACCAGGCUUGGAAGGAGGCACACGCAUGCCAGAAAAACACGGACAAAAAAGCUGGGGAGAUGGAGGUGGAAGCGGCACUGAUCCUCUUCCAAAGAUCGCUGCAGAAGCAUAAGCUGCGGUACACGACCUUGUUGUCGGAUGGUGACAGCCGCGCUUACCUUGCUCUUCAAGAUGCGAAAGUCUAUGGAUACAUACCCGUGGACAAGGAAGAUUGUGUUAACCACAUUCACAAGAGAAUGGGCACAGCACUGCGAAAUCUAGUUUCCAAGCAGAAGUCCUCUGGUACAGAGAGUCUCGGUGGGAAAGGAAAGCUGACUGGUGAGCUUAUCACCAAGCUCAGCAGCUACUAUGGCUGGGCCUUGAAAUCGCACAAAGGUGAUGUCAAGGCCAUGCAUAAAGCAGUCAUGGCCACAUACUACCACAUCACCUCAAACGAUGUCACUUCUAACCACACUCUCUGUCCAGAGGGCCCAGAUUCAUGGUGCCGCCAAAACGCAGCAAAGGCCAAAGGUGAGCCUGCUCCAAAACACCGCCACAAUCUGCCACCCCAUGUAUGUGAGGCGCUUCUUCCAGUUUACAGACGUUUGUCUGAUGAAUCGCUUCUUCGGCGAUGCCUAAGAGGGAAGACCCAAAAUAACAACGAGUGUCUCCACUCAAUUAUUUGGGCACUGGCGCCGAAGGAGAAACAUGCAUCAUUGUUUGCUGUGCAAGCUGCUGUGGCAGAGGCUGUAAUGAAGUUCAAUUCUGGGUAUGAAAAAGCUUCUACAGCCAUACUUCAAGAACUUCAGCUAAACCCUGGCCAACAGUUGACCAAGCGCAUGAGUGAAAAAGAUCGCCACCGUGCUGAAGCAUGCGCACGCAAGCAUGCUUCUGCAGAAAACUUGCAGCGUGUGCUACGAAAACAACACCGAAAUGACUCUAAACAGACAGACUAUGUUCCUGGAGGGUACUGAUGCUAGGCCAUUUGUGAACAUUGUAAAUAGUUUGUGAUUUUCUGUAUUAAAUAUGAGCCUAUUUUGUUUUUUGA
Messenger RNA from Rhipicephalus microplus (southern cattle tick), 2508 nucleotides. RefSeq lists its product as uncharacterized. Lineage: Eukaryota; Metazoa; Arthropoda; Arachnida; Ixodida; Ixodidae. The record is from RefSeq and is a predicted model, not a curated record.